UGAAGAGGAGAGAUAUUGGUUAUUAUUAACUAAGUGAUGUGUAGUUAAUUUACAGAGCUUAUUUUAAUUGACAUGGCAAAAGACCAUUGUUGUUUUAUCUUCACAUUGUAGUUGGUUGCAAUAUCACAGUGGUAAUGAUAGAGCCUGAAGUGAAUGCAAUGAAGGCAGUGCACACAAGAAUUAAGCAUGUCAGGAAAAGAACUAGACACACUUCAUUUGUAAGACAAAUAAUACAGGAUUAUUGUGUAAUGGCAAAUGAAAAUUAUUUUGCUGGGAGUGGAGGUGGUGAAGUGAAAACUGGAAUAAUCAGCUGUUUUCUAAGAAAUGUGUUAAUGUCAUCACAGCUCGUGCUGAGUUUUUUCACUAUUGCUGCUCUGGUGUCUACAGCACAAGCCCAAGGAGCUGUACAGGCGCCCAGGUUCCUAGGCCAGGGCGGCACCGCUGAGACCUCCGUCGUCAGCGAGGGACUCGUCAAGAUCCUGCAGUGUCAGGCUAUAGGUUACCCUCAGCCGGAGUACCAGUGGUGGAAGGACGGCGUGGCCCUCACUCCGGCCUUCAGCCCUCAACACUUCCAUAAAAUUUCCGGCGUCACGCGAGACGAUGCCGGAGAAUACCGGUGCCGGGCCCGCAACCCUGCUGGCACCAUCCUGUCACCGCCCGUCAACUUGGAAGUGGCAUACAUGAACACGUCAUCAUUCCUGUCACCAGGAGACCCACCCUCGUCAGACCCACCCUCGUCAGAACCACCCUCAUCAGACCCACCCUCGUCAACAGUUACGGUACUGUCAGGACAGGCAGCAGUGCUGUCACUACCGUCACUAGACACACAUCCUCGUCCCUCAGUGACGUGGCUAAGUGACGACCGAGCGUUACUUUAUGGCAUCAAGUACGCGACUACGGACCCUCUCAACCAGCUCGUCAUACUUGAUGCUACGCCUAGUGACCAGAAACUGUACAGGGCUGUGCUGACAAAUGCUCAGCUAGGGCAAGAGGUGUCGACUGGGUGGACGAAGGUGGUGGUGAUGGGGGGUGAUGGUGACGAGGUGGUCCCCCUCACCAUCGUCGUCCCCCCCGCCAACCUCACCGUCACCAAGGGCAGCAACAUCGCGACGUUGCAGUGCAUCGCCAACGCCAGGCCGCUGUACCGCGUAGAGACUGUCUGGUACAAGGACUCGGUACCUGUAGAGGAGAGCGCUGUACCAGUACAUAACUGUACUACUGUACUGUACAGGCCGCUGUACCGCGUAGAGACUGUCUGGUACAAGGACUCGGUACCUGUAGAGGAGAGCGCUGUACCAGUACAUAACUGUACUACUGUACUGUACAGGCCGCUGUACCGCGUAGAGACUGUCUGGUACAAGGACUCGGUACCUGUAGAGGAGAGCGCUGUACCAGUACAUAACUGUACUACUGUACUGUACAGGCCGCUGUACCGCGUAGAGACUGUCUGGUACAAGGACUCGGUACCUGUAGAGGAGAGCGCUGUACCAGUACAUAACUGUACUACUGUACUGUACAGGCCGCUGUACCGCGUAGAGACUGUCUGGUACAAGGACUCGGUACCUGUAGAGGAGAGCGCUGUACCAGUACAUAACUGUACUACUGUACUGUACAGGCCGCUGUACCGCGUAGAGACUGUCUGGUACAAGGACUCGGUACCUGUAGAGGAGAGCGCUGUACCAGUACAUAACUGUACUACUGUACUGUACAGGCCGCUGUACCGCGUAGAGACUGUCUGGUACAAGGACUCGGUACCUGUAGAGGAGAGCGCUGUACCAGUACAUAACUGUACUACUGUACUGUACAGGCCGCUGUACCGCGUAGAGACUGUCUGGUACAAGGACUCGGUACCUGUAGAGGAGAGCGCUGUACCAGUACAUAACUGUACUACUGUACUGUACAGGCCGCUGUACCGCGUAGAGACUGUCUGGUACAAGGACUCGGUACCUGUAGAGGAGAGCGCUGUACCAGUACAUAACUGUACUACUGUACUGUACAGGCCGCUGUACCGCGUAGAGACUGUCUGGUACAAGGACUCGGUACCUGUAGAGGAGAGCGCUGUACCAGUACAUAACUGUACUACUGUACUGUACAGGCCGCUGUACCGCGUAGANGACCCUACAGUAAAGCGUUAUAUUAACCCUGCAGAGACGCCGUCUCUGAAGACCCAGCCCCCCAUAGAGACCCUAGGAGACCUGGGCAAGACCCUGACCCUGCAGUGUCCUGUAGAGGGCUUACCGCACCCCACCGUCACGUGGCUUAGGGAUGCCCUGCCUCUGGAUACCCAGCCAGGGUCCAGAUAUCAGCUGCUACGCAACGGCUCGCUGGCUGUAGGCAGCGUGGCUCUCAACGACUCUGCAAUGUACCAGUGCCGGGCCAGCAACCCUGCCGGCGAGGUGUCUGCGUAUACCUGGCUUAGGGUUAAGACGUCAGCGCCGGUGCUGCUAACGCCGCCCGCUAACGUCACAGUAGUGGACGGUGGCAGCGCAACGCUAACUUGCAACGCUGGCGGGUCCCCACACCCUAACAUCUCAUGGACCCAUCCCGAGGGCCAUGAAAUUAUAUCGGACGGGGCCCGGUUCCGCGUUAGCUCUGAUGGGGCCCUCCACAUCACCGAGGUCCGGGCCCGGGACCAGGGACAAUACAGCUGUUCCCGGGCCAACAAAGCGGGCCAUGUCGCCGCCGAUGCCUGGGUCGUUAUCCUAGAGAAGACCCAUAUCGUGACACCGCCCCAGGAUACACAGGUCAUCCUGGGACAUGUGGCCACUUUGCCAUGUGGCGUACGGCAUGCCGCGGGGGUGGCGGCCGUGGUGACGUGGCAUCACGAUGGCGUGGUGGUGGCGGGUGGUGAUGUGGGUGCAUCACUUAACUCCCGCAUCACGAUGCUGGGGGACGGAUCACUGCAGAUACAGGAGGCUAGGGCCGCUGAUGUCGGCCUCUAUCAGUGUACUGUGACGUCAGAAGGAGGUAACGACACGAGCUCGGCGCGGCUGGAGGUGAUGGAGCUGCCGUACCCCCCCAGCAGCGUCACCGCCGAGCGCGACCACACGGCGGCCAAAGGCGUCCUGUUGUCCUGGACACCCGCCUUUGACGGCAACAGCCGCCUUACCGGCUACAUCCUGCAGCGGCGGGAGGUGCCAGUCACGGGAAUAACGGCCGCAGCAGCUGACUACGGGCUGAAGUGGUCUACGUUCAGCCGUAACGUGUCGGCGGGCGCGCUCACGGCCGUAGUAACGGACCUGCGACCGUCCACGGGCUACCAGUUCCGCGUGGCAGCCGUCAACCACGUGGGCGAGGGGUCGUUCUCGCCCCCCAGCAACGUCAUUGUUCUGCCGCAACAAGCGCCCAGUGGUCCCCCCCUGGGGCUGGUGGGGUCCCCACGCUCCCCCUCCGAGCUGAUGGUGCAGUGGGAGCCUCCCCUGCAGGAGCACCGCAACGGUGUGGUCCUCGGAUAUGUGGUCCGCUACCGUCUGGGCGGCUACAAGGACGCGCAGUGGUACUACAGGAACGUCACUAAAGAGACGCAGCACAGCUACCUCAUCAGCGGACUUAUCACCUGGAAGGACUAUGAGGUGCAAGUGGCCGCAUACAACAUUAAAGGCGUCGGUGUUUACUCCGAAGGUAUCCGUCUGAAGACGAAGGAAGGGGUGCCCACGGCGCCCCCCCGUCAGGUGACGGUAGAGGCCCUGUCUUCCACCGUCGUGGAGGUGACAUGGAAGCCUCCAGAGCCCUGGAUGAUCAACGGCAUCAACCAGGGCUACAAAGUCCAGGCCUGGCGCGAGAACCCAGUGCUGGUACCGACUGCACAGCCAGCAACGACCGUGACCGUACCACCGUCACCGUACCAGGACGUACGUGAAGCCGUUAACCUGACCAGGCUCCUCAAGUACAACACGUACCAUGUCACGGUACUGUGCUUCACUGCACCGGGGGACGGUAACAGGAGUACACCCAUCACCGUCACCACACUUGAAGAUGUGCCUGGUCCCCCCAGUAAGCUGCACUUCCCUGAAGUGAGCGACCGCUCGGUGCUGGUUCGCUGGUCACCACCGGACCAGCAGAACGGUAUCCUGACAGGAUACAGCGUCGCCUACAGGAGGCGCGACAUGCCCAGGGAACAACCUCAUCUUGUGGCCAACCUCACUGCCGAUGUCACGUCAUACAGGAUCAACAACCUUACCGUGAGUGCCAGUAUUGAUCUCUGGAUUGUCCAGGCUCUGAGUUCUCGGUCUUCAACAUGGGAGACCGUGCACAACACGUCGGCCCCGUCAGCCACGACGUUCACAGUGCCCGGUCUGGUGCCGUUCACGACGUACCAGCUACGUCUGAUAGCCCGUAACGUCGUGGGGGACUCGCCCCCAUCUUCACAGUCACCUCAGUUUCAAACCCUGCAAGCCGCCCCCGCCCACCCCCCCUCCAACGUCACCAUCAGGGCGGUGUCUGCUACUGAGCUCAGAGUGCGCUGGAUUCCCCUGCAGCAGUGGGAGUGGUACGGGGCCUCGCAAGGGUACCGCAUCCUGUACCGCCCCCUGGGCUGUACCUGCGAGUACCAACACAGCUUCGUGUAUGAUACCACAGCGAACUCAUACAAGCUGGAGGGUCUACACGAGUACACCAAGUACCAGAUCACAAUGGAGGCCGUGAACGACGUGGGUGCGUCGACCCGCUCUACGGCUGCCGUCGAGCGCACGCGCGAGUCUGUUCCAUCGGCGGGCCCGACAAAUGUGACGGCGAAGGCGACCUCCUCGACGACGGUGGUGGUGGAGUGGAGCGCUGUGGACCUGCUGCACCAGAACGGCGUCAUACAGGGAUACAAGGUCAUCUAUACAGGCGCAGAGCUGCUGCCGGAGGAGAAGCUGCUGCAGGGCAACGCGACGCUGAAGGCGACGCUGACGCAGCUACGCAAGUACCGCACCUACAGCGUGCAGGUCCUGGCCUAUACCAGGCUGGGGGAUGGUGCUCCUGCACCUACACCACCUCUUGUGGUCACUACCUUCGAUGAUGUACCAGGCGUACCAUCCAGCGUAUCAUUCCCCGACGUAUCGUUCACAUACGCCCGUAUCAUCUGGGACGUCCCAGUAGAACCUAAUGGAGAAAUAACAGCCUACUCCAUCACUUAUCACCUCGCUGACGAUCCUUCUCACAACCUCACCAUCGAACUCGGACCCAGUGACCGCACCUUUAAAGCUGAGAACCUCAAGCCCGAGAGCUAUUACAUGUUCCUGGCCCGGGCUAGGACCCGGCUAGGAUGGGGUAGGGUCCUAAGAGCCCCAGUGUACACGACCAACAACAGACAGUUGCCUACCCCACCCUCUGUGCCCACUGUGUUACAUUCCCAGCUCACCAGUGACAGUGUUACGUUCUCGUGGAACCCGGGGCUGGAUGGACUCGCUCCCAUCAGGUACUACACCGUACAACAAAUGUCAGAAGGUGGUGGCACUUGGACAGAUAUUCCAGAGCAGGUGGAGUAUAGUGCCACUAGUUACACGGCACACUCCCUGGCACCCUACACCUCCUACAGGUUUCGCCUUCAGUCCACGAACGACAUCGGCCCCAGCGGCUGGAGCGCCGUUAGUGAGGAGGUCCGCACGCUGCCCGCUGCGCCUACGUCCCCGCCUCACGACGUUAAGGUAAUCCCGAUCACGACGGCGAGCGUUCGUGUUGAGUGGUCCCCGGUAUUCCCGGACGCGUGGUCCGGGGACCAGCAGACCGCGGGCUACCGGGUCCGGUACCGGCAGCAGCUCACGGACGACACCGGAGGACCGAGCGUCUUCGGACCCCAGCAGAGCAAAGACCUGCCCGACACCCACGCCGCCAGUCUUGUGCUGCAGGACUUACAGUUACGCAUCACGUGGGAGCCACCGCCCGAAGACGAAGUGAACGGCGAGCUUCUAGGCUACAAAGUUUUCUACCGACCAUCCUCUAAACCUGAAGGUCUCGACGAAGUCGAGGUCGUGGGUGCCGACACGACAGCUCACGAACUCUUGUAUCUCGACACAUACGUCGAGUAUGCCAUCACGAUCUUGUGUUUCAACCCUGCUGGUGAUGGACCAAAGUCUGAACCUGUUAUCGUGCGCACCAUGCCUGAUAUACCGGGACCUGUAGCGUGGAUCAACUUCACUGAUAUCACCAUGAACUCGCUGAGGCUUGUGUGGGGUAAACCUGAAGCUCCUAAUGGGGAGAUACUGGGUUACCUCGUUACCUACGAAACUGCAGCUGUCGAUGAGAGUUUCAGCAAGCAAGUUAAGCAGAAGGUGGUCGGGAAGCAGUUGCCUGUCGUAGGGCUGGAGGAGGAAGUCACUUAUCUCUUCACUGUACGCGCACAAACUAUCGGCUUCGGUCCUCAGGUGAGCGCUAACGUGACCACAGGUCCCCAGCCCGGGUCCCCAGCGCGUCCCCGCGACGUGACGCUGUCCCGCACCGUCAGCAGCCUCACCCUCCACUGGAGGAACUCCCACCACGGCGCCCUGCCCCUGCUGGGGUACUACAUCGAGGGACGGACUACGGCCACACAGCUCUCCUUGCACUACUUCAAUUCCCUGAAGUGGGAGGUGCCAAUGAGGUCCAUUUUACCCUCAGAUUCUCUGAAGUGGGAGGACUACCAGAUCGUAACACCCAGCAAGGUGUACCUGGAGACGGGGUACCUGCAAGCAGCGCCGUUCUACCACCAGACGUGGUUCAUGGUCACGCUCGCCGCCAUCAGCAUCGUCCUUAUUAUCAUCGUCAUCGCUGCACUCUGCGUCAAGAGCAAGACCUAUAAGUACAAACGUGUCGUCGAGGAGCUCUUGGCUCAAGAGGCACAAAACAAAUCCUUGGAAGAAUCCAUGGGCUGCGACGACACAAACUUCUCGACAUUCGAGCUCCGCCCCACGGUCGCCCUGGCGACCGUGGGCCACACCGGCACCAUCGGCAAGCGCUCGACCAUGCCGCGCAGCACUCUCAACCGCAGCACACUCGGCAGUCGCAGCACCAGCAGCCGGCGCACCGGACCUCUAAGUAUCGCUGGUCCCUCUGGCGUGGUGGCGGCGGUGGCAAGUAAGCUACCGCCACGUCCCGCCCCCGCGUCCCUCGCUUACUCCGACGACGAGACGCUCAAGAGCGGCGGUGCCGCCACCGAUUCCAGUGACGUCACUGAGAAGCCCUCCGACAUCUCCUCCAGUGACUCGCAUGAGUCAGAACUGAGUGAAGUUGAGAGCGAACAUCACUUUUUCUUAACAAUUCCUCACAUUGCAGGAGUCAGAACUGAGUGCAUUGGUCAAAUUGUCAUGAAUAACAUGGCUGGGUCUAGGGCGCCUUUGCCUGGCUUCAGCUCCUUUGUGUGAAUUGGCAUAAGAUAUUAUUUUAUGCCAAUGUAAGUUAAUAUAUUAAUAACAAUGUAUUAAUUAAGGAGCCUUUCUUUGAGGCAUUGGUCAAAUUGUCAUGAAUAACAUGGCUGGGUCUAGGGCUCCUUUGCCUGGCUUCAGCUCAUUUGUGUGAAUUGGCAUAAGAUAUUAUUUUAUGCCAAUGUAAGUUAAUAUAUUAAGAACAAUAUAUUAAUAACGCUUAGGAGCCUUUCCUGUGACGCAUUAAUGACAGUGCUCGAUGAAAAUUCUGAAGAAAAGUAGGUAAUUUACAAGAAAAUGCAAAAACGUUUGAGCUUUUUUGGAAAAAAACUAUUGGGGAAAAACCAGUGGCUACAGGGAAAAAACCAUUGCUUUUUCCAGCAUGGGAAAAAACAAUGGCUACUCGCUGCUCAAUCCAAGACCUGAACAAAACUAUUAUUAAGUUCUGUUCUUCUGUCGCUAGUGACGGUUGUGACUUUCAGUUGAACUUCAUAAUUGCUUGUGAAUAUUGACGACUCGAAUUGCUGGAAUGAGUCAAUCGAAUUCGAACAUUUCUUCUAUUUUGUAAAUUGCAUUUAACAUGUUCAUUUCUUACUUUGAUUUGGUUUAUUUUCAACCCAAACUUGAACGCUUGUUAACUGUUUCAUAAAUUUUAUUCAACUCUCAAAGUUGCCUUCAACUCUCGAAUUUGCCUUCAACUCUCAAAGUUGCCUUCAACUCUCAAAGUUGACUUAAACUCUCAAAGUUGCCUUCAACUCUCAAAGUUGCCUUCAACUCUCAAAGUUGCCUUCAACUCUUAAAAAAAAGUUGCUUUUGGAAAAGUUCUAAUAGAUAUUUUGCCGCUAAAUGUGAAGCCUGUUAUGGCCUUUAUGCGUACCAACGAUCUUGCCCAUCUUUCCCAGUGCCUCUUCAGUGAACAUAUCAACGUAUAAAUUAGUUAAUUUUUAGCUUGUGACUAUGUACAUAAAUGUCAGUGAUAUUUGACAUUCUUAAGUGAAGUUUAAAAUCGGGGACUGCGGUACCCAGAGACAUUGAAUGCGUCUACGGACAUCAUUCGUAGGUUUACUAUUGAGGUUUACUAUAUUUACUCAAGUUUGCAUCAACUUGAGUAAAUGUGUUAACUUGACUUUGCUCAUGCGUGUUAAUCUUUUAUUUGCGAUUGUGUUGAAACAAUGCAUCAAAACUGAAAUUUUCGUUCCGAUUAGACGAAAUUUUUUGUGUGGUUCAUGAGUUGUCUGAAAUACGUACUUUUAUUGAUUUUUCCACAACGUUGAGGUCAUUUUUUUCUAAUAUUUAUGAUUUCAACUUCUACAACUUAAAUUUUGUUUUUGCUCCCCCGCCGUGGAAUAUGCUUGUGUAUUUGGGUUCAUUUGAAUUAUUUUUCGACCAUGAGUAAUUAUGUUGAUUUCGUAAGACCCAUUUAAAUUUUUAAGCAUGACUAUUCUACUGAUAAUUGUAUUCUUUUUUGAUGGGACACUUUCCUAUUUAUUAACUACUAUGAAUAACAAUUUUAUACGGUGAUCUAUACAUUUAAAUUUAACUUUCUAUAUUUUAAGCUUGUGGGGGUUUGACUUGUGCCUACUGACUCGAUUUUAUUAUAUAUUAAUUUGUCGCUUUUUCAUUCUCACGGUUUUUUAAGUUGUUUUUAUCUUAAUGUAGUAAUGCCGUUAUUUUUUCCUGAUUUACUAUACUAGCAGGAUUAUACUUCAUUGGAAAGUGUAUGGAUAAUAUCAAAUGUACAUUAAUUCCACCACUACCUGCGCUACCUUGGCUCCAAGCGCUACUAAUUGAAAUAAUUUUGUUCACAGUUAUUCUCAUAGGUGCUCUACUUCUAUAUAUUGCUUAUUUUAGUGCAUUCCUCAUCACAUGUUACUUAUUUCCCAGUUUGAAUGAAUUGUGUUUAGUUUUUAGCUGCUCUUUUAUAAUCAUUCAUCUUCGUUUCAUUUAAAAUCCCGGAUUUUCUCAUCGAUAUACCCUCGUAAUAACGUAGAAGAUAGUAAUCAAAAAUCGUUAAAUUGCAAGUGAAGUUUUAUAAAGUCAGAACAUAUUUGCAUUAUCUCGAUGAUUUUUUACAAAAUUGCUACGCUUUGCUAAGUGAACAUUUUUAUAUCUGACGUACUUGAAAUCUUGUUGAACUCGGUAAACUCAACCCGCGUUGUCAACGUAACCAUGAUUGACUCUUCCAUCGCCUUAUGUGUUCAUAUGUAUAGAUUUAUGUUGAUAGUUGUAUUUGUAUGUCGAUAGUUAUAGAUGUUAUUUAAAUCCAUAUGACUGGCACUGAUACUGGGUUAUGCUGUAGGAAUAGCUACAUAUGAUGAUUCUGAAUCAACAUAAAUAAUUUAUAGACCAAGGAAAAAACUUCGGAUAAACCUGGUUGAUGAAAAAAAAAACAUUUUUUCAAACAUGUGUUAUGACUUGCUCUGUGGAGAAAAAUUGAAAGAUUUUUCAUAGAUUGCGUUAUGUUGCUUUUCAUGGUUAGUGCCUUCAUAAUAAGUUAAGAAUAAAAUAAGGAAAUAAAUUGUCCUUUGCACCGUAGUUUGUUCUGUGAUAUGUACAGUUGGUAUCUCUUUGCUGAUAGUGCAAAUAAAACCGUAAUGAUUAAGUUGUACGUGGCAUUUAGUUUGACAUGAAACAAAACUCUGUCUGAUGUAACUUUUUAUUCUGGUGACGCGUUCGUUAGUUCGCUUUUGUAGCUCUUAUUUAAUGACUGUAACUCCUUUGUCUCCCAGUCGCCUGUCGCUUUUUAAUCCCUUAUCAUUUUUUAUAAGACUUAUGGUGAUCGCUGUCCUGUGCGAAUUCCAGUUAGGAAUUUUAUGACUGUUUUCGGUUGUUUCCAUGGCUGUCUAUGGCUGUUUCCAUCGAGAUCUCUGAUUGUUUCCAUCAAGGUCUAUGGUUGUUUCCAUCGAGAUCUCUAGUAGUUUCCAUCGAGAUCUCUGGUUGUUUCCAUCGAGAUAUCUGGUUGUUUCCAUCAAUGUCUAGUGUCUCCAUCACCGCAUUCAUUCCUUCUACUCAGUUAAUGCCGAUGCUUAAGAUGUCAAUUUCCGUUAAGUUGAUCACUCUGAUGUUUUAAGUUGAUUUGUUCACUCUGCAACUGAUGUUUUUUUCAAGACAAUGAAUUUUUUAAUGUAAGUUAUUCGCUCAUGUAUAGUUGUGCCAACCACUGCAGGAUUAAUGUGUGGACAUUUUUUCCCGAUUUUUGUUCUCAUUAUGGACUAGUAACUUAUCCGUAAUUAUGACGAACUAUUGACAUAAUAUUGUAACUAAAUGAAUGAUAUGUUACCAAUCACUUGCGCGCUAAGUGACAAUACGUUUUAUACGUUUUUUUAAAUCUCAUUUUAGUACCUAUUGUUCCUGACAACGUUUUCAAUAGGCGACUGCGUGUAUCAACAACAUAGUUUAUACGAAUUUUUAGUUCAUAUAUUAGUGGACGUUAUCAGUCUCUGCCUCUCGAAAUUAUCACUGCAGUCAUCCAAAAAUUUCUAUCAGUUUUCAGUCCAACUGUACAAUGUCGAGAACACGACACUCGGAGUGUCUAAAAUAAGAUGUAAUAGCAAUGAUUAUCAAUACUAUAUAACAUCUCAUUCAGUUGAAUGGCCUAAACUCUUAUAAUUAUUGUAUACAUUAUGUUCAUCUCAUCCUCUGUACUUACGUAGUCAUAAAUAAGGUCCAAGUUUUCCAUAGGGCUUCGUGGUUGCGGAAAAUAUGUUCUGCAACCAUAUACUAAUAACAGGAUUUGUCUAAUAAACUAGUGUUUUCUUA
Messenger RNA from Hyalella azteca, 11081 nucleotides. RefSeq names its product protein sidekick. Gene Ontology annotation, biological process: cell-cell adhesion. NCBI's taxonomy places the organism in Eukaryota, Metazoa, Arthropoda, Malacostraca, Amphipoda, Hyalellidae. Gene Ontology annotation, molecular function: protein binding. The transcript has 38 exons. The record is from RefSeq and is a predicted model, not a curated record. The coding region runs from base 135 to 7322 and encodes 2395 amino acids.